Molecule: messenger RNA, 678 nt
Organism: Ahaetulla prasina
Lineage: Eukaryota; Metazoa; Chordata; Lepidosauria; Squamata; Colubridae
Gene: R3HDM4
Product: R3H domain containing 4
Exons: 6
Coding region: 70-663 (197 amino acids)
Source: RefSeq, a predicted model, not a curated record
CGGGGAGCGGAGAAAGAGGGAAGGCGGUGGAGGAGGUGGGGAGGGGAGGGUUGAGCAGGCCGGGCAGCGAUGGUGGGGCUGAAAAGGGGAGCGGCUGGAGGGCUGAGGGGGAGCCAGGAGGAGCAGCUGCCUGGAGUCCCCCUGGACCAGCCCUACGGAAGGAUUGAAGAUUGCUUGCCCCCUCUGGCCACCCCUUCCACCAAGAGGUUUUCUCCAGCCAAACGAAAGCAAUAUUACAUUGACAAAGCCAUCCGCAACUCGGACCUCAUUCCCAAGGCUAAAGGGAAGAAGAGCCUCCAGCGCCUAGAGAACACACGUUACCUAAUGACCCUCCUUGAGCGGGAUGACUGCGCCAGUGAAGAUGGAGAUCUUGCCCAUCCUGCCCCACCCAGCAUUUUUACCCAGGCCUGCAGCAAUGAGACUUAUAUGAAGAUCUGGAAUGAUUUCAUGAACCGGUCCGGGGAGGAGCAAGAACGAGUCCUUCUGUAUUUAGAAGAUGAGGCUUCAAAAAAAACGAAAAAUAAAUUUCCUGAUAAAGCUGACGUCAAAUGGAAAGAGCAUCUUCCGUUCACACCCAAAGACUGUUUCCAGCGCAUCAGCCGACGUUUACGAACCACCCUGAAAAGAAGUCGGAUUCCCAUGACUUGUGACAUAGACCAGUAACUUACACCCAGUGAU